Molecule: messenger RNA, 1744 nt
Organism: Mucor mucedo
Lineage: Eukaryota; Fungi; Mucoromycota; Mucoromycetes; Mucorales; Mucoraceae
Exons: 7
Coding region: 187-1317 (376 amino acids)
Cellular component (GO): Golgi apparatus
Source: RefSeq, a predicted model, not a curated record
UUUUUUUUUAUAAUUUUUUCUCACUUUUUUUUUUUUUUUCUUUUUUUUUUUUUUUUUUUUUUUUUCAAGGGACAUGAUUCCCCUAUAAAUAUCUUGGUUUUUUCCCUUUUUUCUUUUUCUUCUUUUUCGCUCUUUUUCACUUAUUUCUGCAUCCUUUUAAGUCUAUAUAAUAACAGUCCAUUUCAAAUGUACAGCGUAUCAAGAGUCUUUGGAGACUCAAAGUGGACACGCGCAAUCUUUUUAACGAUAUUAACACAGUCUGUGCUUGCGAUUAUUUUUGAAGCUAUUAUUUUUUCCUGUCAUGCUAAUGAGAUCAACAUUAUAAACCAAGAAAGAUUGAACCAAAAGGCGUUUGGACAGAGUCUUGUCACAGCCUAUGCAAACGCACGGUCACUCUUGGUUUAUUUCGUUCUGUUUAUUAUUGCCCAAAUCUUUACCGUCAUCCUUGUCCUAGACGCUAUAUUUCAAAAAAAUACAAUUCAAUUGAUUGCGCUGGUCGCAUUUGAAUUGGGUAUGAGUGCAUAUACAAUUAUUCAAUAUCAUCAGUCAUCCACUCUCUUUUCAAACACACAAGAUCCCAGUGUUGUACUCGUAUUGGCUUUCCUAGGAGACGCCUAUCAUGCUUCUCGCUGGGCAGAAAUCACUCAAAUAUGUGUCAUGCUCGCUUCCUCCAUCCUCUUUAUCUUUUUAGCUUACAAACUCUAUCUCGAAUUUGGUUGGCAAAUCUAUAAAAAGAUUGGUGCCGAUCUAGCUAUGCGAGAUCGCUAUAAAAUGUAUCAGAUCUUCAUGAUGUUGCUCAAAUUUGACUUCUUCUUUUUUCUCAGCUUUUCCAUCCAAUACCUCGUUUUGCUGAUCGUUGCCUGGUUACCAGAAGCAGAAGAUGGCGUGGCUAAAUCCAACAUCAUCAAGGAGUUAAUCGAGCAUAUCGUCUUGAGUUGUUUAGUCUCUAUUGCCAUGUUGGCAUUGGCCUAUUGGGGUCUGCGCAGAGAAAGGAAAUUACACAUGUAUUUCUUUAUCGGACUUUCCAUGGCCAGUAUGGCCUAUUUCAUUUACAUGUUGGCCACCAUAUCUCAAAACCCAGAUCGUUUCAUUGGUUCCAAAGUAUUUCUGACGUUUUUUCUGUGCGUUGCCAUGGUGCUUGUUUUGGCAUCUGUUCCAGCCGCGGUAAUAUGUCUACGUAACUUUGAUCAUGGACUCAUCAAUCAUAUAUCGCAUACAACAUCCAUUACUUCCUCGUCUCACCCAAUGCAUCCUACAGGUGGUAUUACUGGCAUGGAAAAAGCACAGCUUGGUCCAGAACGGUGGUCCAUCGAAUAAGGAGAGUGUGUUAGUAUAGGGCAAAAAAAAAAGAGAUCAUCUUUCUUCUAUCGUCCCCCCUUUCUUUUCUUUUCUCUCUCUCUCUCUCUCUCUCUCUCUCUCUUGCAUUGUAAUUUAUAAAAGAAAUAAAAAUAUAAUGGUUUAUUAAUCGGGGAGGGAUGAGAAUUACAAAAAUAAUAAUAAUAGUUAGAGUCGUUUUCCAGCAACAAGACAAAAAAAUAGCAUGAAUAAAAAGGAGAUAAAAAGAAUGACACCUAGUACAUGAAGUGAUCGUUUUCGUAAUAUUUUUUUCACUUUGGGCUGUAUGAUGUGUGUGAAAUGAAAGGGCACCGUUUCACUAAUAUUGGAUAUGUGUUAAAAUACAGUCAUGAAUGAGUCGAGAGAGAGAGUUUUAAAUUACCUUAGGUUAAAUGCAAGCACCCAAAUG